Ceraceosorus guamensis is the source of this 1567-nucleotide messenger RNA. RefSeq lists its product as hypothetical. Bases 126 to 1442 code for a protein of 438 amino acids. The record is from RefSeq and is a predicted model, not a curated record. NCBI's taxonomy places the organism in Eukaryota, Fungi, Basidiomycota, Exobasidiomycetes, Ceraceosorales, Ceraceosoraceae. The transcript has 2 exons.
AAUUCACUUUCUAAUACCAGGUGCUGCCGGGUGCUAUACUGAGUCAGGACGAGGAGCACCUUGGAUGCGACAUCUAUGCGCUGACCAAUCGGGGAGAAUCUAACAGCUUCAGAAUUAGAAAGACCAUGGUUGGCGCUUCGGCCUUUGCUGUCGGCAAGGUCAGCUACGUCGUCGCACCGCCCAAUGACGGGACAAUUUCUCGUGUCGACAUGAUCGUCCACUGCAUCACGGACUCUUCGGCCACGGUCAACAUCAAGGAUAUUCAGUUCGCGUACACCGAUCGUACCGGCAAACCCGUCGACGGAUCAGUAGCCCCACUUGCGACCGUCGCCCGCAAAGAGCAGCACGAGAACCUGCUGGGUGCUGGAGCCGGCUUCGAGAACGGUGGUGGGGGCUGGUAUCGCAGUGGCAACCCCGCUCGCGUCUCUUUCAUCCAGACCCCCCUCGCUCGCAGCGGCGGUUGGGCAGCUCGAAUGAUCUCUCAGCCCUCUGGCGACAGCGGUGAUGACUCGAGCAUCGGCCUGGACAUUGCCGGGAACCCACCUUCUGGGACGCUGCCCUACGCUGCCUGGAUAUGGUACCGUGUCACCGACAAGAAGGACAAGCCAGCUUCUGCAUGCGGUCGAACUUGCCGCCCGCGCGACUACCAGUGCAACAUCGAGUUGUGCGUCGUGUCCACCACUGGAGAACUCGCCACGAUGAACGGCAACUUGUGCCAGUACUACACCUUCAAUUCUGCUCAGUACAAUCGAUACGAGCUCCUCAAUAUUGGUCCAGCAUCUCUCAUAGGAAGCGACCCACCUCCUCCGGCGGCGCCCAAUCAGAUGGGCGUUGCGUUUUCGUGCGGGAAGGGCGUUGAGAGCGCUACCAUCUUGUUCGACAACGCUCGUCUGCAGUACGAAGGCAGCGGCGCAGAAACCAUACGACCCACCACGCCGGCUACUUCCAGCUCCUCGACGAACCUCAUCAAGAAUCCCUUCUUCACCACCUCCGACAACUGGGUGACACUCAGCAGCAAUGGUGCCGGUGUGCAGCCCAGCCCUGAUGGUGGCCAUGCCUAUUUCUCCGGGUACAAUAACGGAGGAGUGCCGGAAGUGACGCAAUACGUCAGUGGAUUGGUGGGCGGAGCGACGUACAAGCUGGUGACAAAGUGCGACAUUCAGAGUUUUGAUGCAACCAACGCAAUUAACAGCGGCGGCCUUACCGAUCCCGGCUGCUUCUUCAAGGCGAUGGGUCUGAAUCAGCAGAUUGCGGCUACGGAAAAGUACUUUGCUGCCAACAAUCAGAACGGUCAGCUCGAGCUGAGCGGUACGUACGUCCACAACAGCAAGCUCGACCCUCUCCCUCUGAACUACCAAAUGCUGUGCGACAAAUCUGGGAACAGAAGGAGCCCCGUCUCUCGCGUCAAUCUUUACAGCGUCUCUCUUACUCGCAUCGCAUAGUUUCUACACCCGUUUCUCUGGAUUCUUGCGUACCGUGCAAACUUGUUGGGCAGCGUUACAAACCAGUCACGCAAACAUUUUUUUUAUACCGUCACCGCUUGCAAUUUUGACUUUGUCUAUCCAAG